This is a messenger RNA of Fusarium keratoplasticum, 1422 nucleotides long. RefSeq names its product MFS domain-containing protein. Bases 1 to 1422 code for a protein of 473 amino acids. The record is from RefSeq and is a predicted model, not a curated record. Gene Ontology annotation, molecular function: transmembrane transporter activity. The transcript is spliced from 4 exons. Lineage: Eukaryota; Fungi; Ascomycota; Sordariomycetes; Hypocreales; Nectriaceae. Gene Ontology annotation, cellular component: membrane. Gene Ontology annotation, biological process: transmembrane transport.
AUGACGACUGCCAGCGCUUCCACUGCCGUGAUUGGCUCUGUUGAGCUGACCUCUGUCAGCCCAUUCCCUGCGACGGUGGCUAAGUCGUCGUCCAGUGGCUUCUUCGAUACACAACCACGACGUCUUGGAUCUAAUCAGCAUGACGGCGCCAAUACUGGUUCUGACGACAAUGGACUUGAGAGUAUCGCUGCUCAUACGGCUCCUGUCGAGGCGGUGGAGAGCUGGAGGUAUCCGCGCUCAAAUGUGUUCAAGACGGGUGCCACAUUCUGGAGCAUGCUGACUUCUGGUGCCAAUGAUGCUGCCUAUGGUGCUCUUAUUCCAUACUUGGAAAAAUACUAUGAUCUCAGCUACAUUGUCGUCUCCCUCAUUUUCCUGUCCCCGUUUGUCGGGUAUAUCCUUGCAGCCGCCAUAAACAACAUGCUGCAUAGAAAGAUUGGCCAGCGGGGUAUAGGUGUUACUUGUGGAAUAUGCCACAUCAUUGCCUACAUCAUCAUUUGCCUCCACCCCCCUUACCCAGUGCUGGUCUUGGCCUACGCCGUCGCUGGCUUUGGCAAUGGUAUCAGUGAUGCUGCCUGGAAUGCUUGGGUUGGCAACUUGGAUAGGGCAAACGAGACCUUGGGUUUUCUCCACGCGUUCUAUGGUAUUGGUGGCACCAUUAGCCCUCUCAUUGCUACCAGCUUGAUUACCAAGGCCAAUCUGCCGUGGUACAACUUUUACUAUGUCAUGAUCGGUCUCGCCGUCGUUGAACUCACUACCUGCACAUGGGCUUUCUGGCCCAACGGCGGUGAAGUCUACCGCAGGACCAUGGAGGCAAGCAACGAAAACCACGAAGGCAUGAAGCAGGCACUAUUCCAGAUGCCCUACGCUCGCGUCACCUGGCUCUGCGCCGCCUUUCUGCUUGCCUAUGUUGGAGUUGAGGUGUCUCUUGGUGGCUGGGUUGUCCAGUUCAUGAUCCGCGUCCGUAACGCUGAGGCGUUCCCAGCCGGAAUGACAUCUGUCGGCUUUUGGCUGGGACUCACUCUUGGCCGUGCCAUUUUGGGCUUCGUGACCCCAUUGCUCGGCGUCAAGAUUGCCGUUGCCCUUUACCUACCAGCCACUAUGGCCCUGGAGCUCGUCUUCUGGCUGGUACCGCAGUUUUAUGUCUCUGCCGUUGCUGUUGCCUUCCAGGGAUUCUUUAUUGGACCUCUAUUCCCUGCCGUCGUCAUCGCCACCACCAAGAUGUUGCCCAAGCAUCUGCAUGUCAGCACCAUCGGGUUCGCCGCAGCUUUUGGUGGUAGCGGAGCGGCUGUGCUGCCGUUUGCGGUCGGUGCCAUUGCUCAGGCAAAGGGUGUCCAGGUUCUUCAGCCAAUCAUUCUUGCGCUGUUGGCAACGCUCCUAGCUUUGUGGCUCUGCUUACCCAGGAUCGGAAAGAAGAGGGAUUAG